AUGUUCUUCGAGUACUGCUGGGAAGUACUUCUCAAAAUCGCAACAUACUCGCCUCUUCUCGAUUCGAGUAGCUACACUUCGCAGCAGCCUUUUGUUGUUCCUCAGAAUGCACACGACAACAAUGAGCUCGCCCCACUGGCAGGGCCAUCGUUCAAGGUCGCUGGAACUAACUUCGUUUGCAACUAUCCUCGAAUGAAUGGCUAUCGAUCAUGCAAUAGUGCUAAAGGCCGGGACUGCUGGCUUAGAUCUAGCGAUGCGAAGAACAUCACCUACGACAUUCAUACUGAGUACGACACUCCAGGUGAUAACUUUACGCCGACUGGAGUCAUUCGGGAAUACUGGCUCGAUGUCGAUCUCCAGCCAAUCGCUCCUGAUGGGUACUUGAAAAGCCUCGGCCAAGUGUUCAAUGGCACAUAUCCAGGACCUCAUCUUGAAGGCUGUUGGGGUGACACCUUUGUUGUCCACGUUACGAACAAGAUCCCAAACCUAGGCACGACGAUUCACUGGCAUGGCAUUCGCCAAUUGCAUACAAAUCAGCAAGACGGUGUCAAUGGUGUAACUCAGUGCCCGAUUGCCUACAACGAAACAUACACGUACCGUUUCCACGCUCAGCAGUAUGGACAUACGUGGUACCACAGCCACUAUCAGACUCAGUACUCCGACGGCGUUGCUGGACCACUCACCAUCUACGGACCAAGCAGCGAUGAUUGGGACGAAACCUUCACGCCGGUCAUGAUGCAAGACUGGGUUCACGAGAACACUUCCGUCGCGUUCAAGCAAGAGCUUGCCCAAGCUAUACCAAUCGCAGAUAGUCUGCUCCUUGGAGGCGUCAACCAGUUCAAAUGCUCCAGCUUGGACCCGAAAUGCUGUGUCGGUUGCAACCGGGCGACCUGCAAUAUCAAUGAGGGCGAGAAUCCGGAAUUCUGUUGUACUCCCGAUCCAGGAUGCUUCAAGACUGUCAAUGGAGUGAAAACUAUCCAAGGUGGCGGCAGAUUCAACAAAACUUUCGAAGAAGGCAAGCGGUACUUGCUCCAACUGAUUAAUGCCUCCUCGGAGUCCAUGUUCAUCUUCGCCAUCGAUGAUCAUGAUCUCCAGGUUAUCCAAGCCGAUUUGGUCCCUAUCGUCCCUUACACCACCGACUCAGUCUUUGUUGCUAUUGGACAACGAUAUCAAGUCAUAGUCACGGCCAAACCGAAGAAGAAGUCAAGACUCUGCGUGCAAGAUGUGAGGAGUUGUAAUUACUGGAUCCGAACUCGAAUUGCUUCUGGCUGCGGCACCGUCGCUCAAGAUAACGAAGAGACAGGGAUUAUUCAAUACUCUCCAAACAGAUCCGGCAACCCAGAGACCAUUUCUGGCAACGAUCGAGAAGCCUGCCAAGACGAACCGGUCGACAAGCUGCGGCCUGUCGUGCGAUGGAACGCUGCCGACCUGCGCAAUAAUCGAGACAAUUACACCUUUGAUGCUGCUUUCGACAACGUCACAAAUCAUGGUGCAUUCAGAUGGGAGCUUUCCGAGAAACCCUUGUUUCUCAAUUAUUCUGACCCCAGCAUUUUGAACGUCAACGAUGCGAGUUUCUUCGCGGAUCCUAAUGUCGCUGCGGUCAAUUACACGAAUCAUGCUUGGAACGACGGAUUCGUCUAUCUUGUCAUCACAGCUGGAAAUGUUCUCAACAUACCGGGAAAGAGAGGAGUGCCUGCUGCGCACCCCAUUCAUCUCCACGGCCACGACUUCGUCAUCCUCGCUCAAAUCGAUCGACAGUGGGACGGGACUGUCCCAGCGAUGAAUACCGAUAAUCCUACUCGUCGCGAUACAGCGUUGCUUUAUGCUGGUGGCUAUCUUGCUUUGGCUUUUAAGCUUGAUAAUCCUGGAAUCUGGCUCGUACACUGCCACAUUGCAUGGCAUGCUUCGAGUGGUCUUGCACUCAACAUCAUCGAGCGCCAAGACGAAAUUGUGGGAAGCAUUGGCUCCCUUGACGCUACACGCGAUACAUGUGCUGGUUGGGAGAGGAUGAAUUUGAAGUUCGAGCAGGAAGAUUCUGGGAUCUAA
Messenger RNA from Cercospora beticola, 2046 nucleotides. RefSeq lists its product as uncharacterized. Gene Ontology annotation, molecular function: oxidoreductase activity; copper ion binding. NCBI's taxonomy places the organism in Eukaryota, Fungi, Ascomycota, Dothideomycetes, Mycosphaerellales, Mycosphaerellaceae. The record is from RefSeq and is a predicted model, not a curated record.